AAAGUGCUGGGAUUACAGGUAGGAGCCACCGCACCGGCCUGGGCUAAAUCUGAUUCCAAGUUUACACAAGCUUGUUGAAUGCCCACUGUGUGCUUAAUGAAAGAUCAAAGUUUGAUAAAACAAGGUCCCUGCUCUUACUGAGCGCAUAGCUUUCUCAGAUUAUCAGAAACCAAAUUUGGAAAAUAAUCCAGAACGCUGGCGUAGGUAGCUCAAGGUUCCCCGCUUGCAACAUUUAGUCCAAACCAGUCAAUUCUAGGCGGCGGGAUUUCCCCAUCCCCCUCCGUCGCCCAACCUUUGGGUGGGGCCACUCCCAAACGCUCCCUCCCCUCGUCCCGCCAUGCGCAGCAGUGCGCAUGCGCCCUCAGGGAGGCGGACAGUGACCGUGAGGCAUUGCCGUCGCGCGGUGCACAGAUAAGACGUCGCGCUUGCGCAGGCGCUAGGCGCAGAGGCCUGCGGGAAGCCAAGAUGGCGCAUGGGGGUUCUCCAGGCUGCAGUUGGCGCCUUAUCAGUAUCUAAGCAGAGUGUUUUGGAAGGAGUUAAGGGGCUGUGGCAAACGCCCUCUCCGCCGUCAUGGCCCGGCAUCGGAAUGUUCGAGGCUAUAACUACGAUGAAGAUUUUGAAGAUGAUGAUCUCUACGGCCAGUCUGUAGAGGAUGAUUAUUGUAUUUCGCCAUCAACAGCUGCUCAGUUUAUUUAUUCACGGCGUGACAAACCUUCCGUUGAGCCUGUGGAAGAAUAUGAUUAUGAAGAUCUGAAAGAAUCUUCCAAUUCUGUUUCGAACCAUCAGCUCAGUGGAUUUGAUCAAGCUCGUCUUUAUUCAUGCCUUAAUCACAUGAGAGAGGUACUUGGAGAUGCUGUGCCAGAUGAAAUAUUAAUUGAAGCAGUUCUGAAGAACAAGUUUGAUGUGCAGAAGGCUUUGUCAGGGGUUCUGGAACAAGAUAGAGUGCAGAGUUUGAAGGACAAGAAUGAGGCAUCAGUAUCUACAGGAAAGAUAGCAAAAGGAAAACCAGUAGAUUCCCAGACAUCGCAAAGUGAAUCUGAAAUUGUGCCAAAAGUUGCUAAAAUGACUGUAUCUGGAAAGAAGCAAACUAUGGGAUUUGAAGUGCCUGGAGUAUCUUCUGAAGAAAAUGGUCAUAGUUUCCACACACCUCAAAAAGGACCACCCAUUGAAGAUGCCAUUGCUUCUUCCGAUGUUCUUGAGACUGCUUCUAAAUCUGCUAAUCCACCCCACACGAUUCAAGCAUCAGAAGAGCAGAGUUCAACCCCAGCACCGGUGAAAAAGUCUGGCAAGCUGAGGCAGCAAAUAGAUGUGAAGGCGGAACUGGAGAAGCGGCAAGGAGGGAAGCAGCUACUCAACUUAGUGGUCAUUGGUCAUGUUGAUGCUGGGAAAAGUACUCUGAUGGGCCAUAUGCUUUAUCUUCUGGGUAAUAUAAACAAAAGAACUAUGCAUAAGUAUGAACAGGAGUCUAAAAAGGCUGGCAAAGCUUCGUUUGCAUAUGCAUGGGUCUUGGAUGAAACUGGCGAAGAAAGGGAAAGGGGAGUAACCAUGGAUGUUGGUAUGACAAAGUUUGAAACCACAACCAAAGUUAUUACAUUAAUGGAUGCUCCAGGCCAUAAGGACUUCAUUCCAAAUAUGAUUACAGGAGCAGCCCAGGCGGAUGUAGCUGUUUUAGUUGUAGAUGCCAGCAGGGGAGAGUUUGAAGCUGGAUUUGAGACUGGAGGACAAACACGAGAGCAUGGACUCUUGGUCCGUUCUCUGGGAGUGACGCAGCUUGCAGUUGCAGUUAAUAAAAUGGAUCAGGUUAAUUGGCAACAAGAAAGAUUUCAAGAGAUUACUGGAAAACUUGGGCACUUUCUUAAGCAAGCAGGUUUUAAGGAGAGUGAUGUAGCUUUUAUUCCUACAAGUGGUCUCAGUGGUGAAAAUCUAAUCACAAGAUCUCAGUCAAGUGAACUCACAAAAUGGUAUAAAGGACUAUGUUUAUUAGAACAAAUUGAUUCCUUUAAGCCUCCCCAGCGAUCUAUUGACAAGCCUUUUAGAUUAUGUGUGUCUGAUGUUUUCAAAGAUCAAGGAUCUGGAUUUUGCAUAACUGGUAAAAUAGAAGCUGGUUAUAUCCAAACUGGUGACCGACUACUGGCAAUGCCUCCUAAUGAAACUUGUACCGUGAAAGGAAUCACUCUGCAUGAUGAACCUGUCGACUGGGCGGCAGCAGGCGAUCAUGUUAGUCUUACUUUGGUUGGGAUGGAUAUCAUCAAAAUCAAUGUUGGCUGCAUAUUUUGUGGCCCCAAAGUACCCAUUAAAGCUUGCACUCGUUUCAGAGCCCGAAUCCUCAUCUUUAAUAUUGAAAUUCCUAUCACUAAAGGAUUUCCUGUGCUGUUACACUACCAAACUGUCAGUGAACCCGCCGUUAUUAAACGAUUGAUUAGUGUCUUAAACAAAAGCACGGGUGAAGUCACAAAGAAAAAGCCUAAGUUUUUGACUAAAGGCCAGAAUGCACUGGUAGAGCUACAGACACAAAGACCAAUAGCUCUUGAGCUAUAUAAAGACUUUAAAGAGCUGGGGAGGUUCAUGCUACGUUACGGUGGUUCUACAAUAGCUGCUGGUGUUGUCACUGAGAUAAAAGAAUGAUGGGUCAGAAUUUCUACCACGUUUCUGGAUACAGUGAAAUAGCUAACCUCUGUUUCAAGAAUGCAGUUAUUAAGUCAAAGGAACAAUGUGCAAUUGAUAUGUUUUUAGAUGAGAGAGAAAAAUUAAAGCUAAAAUUAGCUGCAAAGAAGUAUUAAUAAUCACCUCUGCAAAAAUUCUAAGUUGCCAACUGGCAAAGAAAGUCUAAUGUUAAAAACAACUUUGCCUUUGAAAUGUUAAUAAAUGGAUUUACUUUGCUAAGAUUUAUGGCAAGUGUCAACAAUAGUAUCUGAAGAUACUGAAUCGUCAUGAAAUGAACUCUACUUCUGGCCAAAGCACAAUGUAUUUGCAGUUUUCUCUUUUGAUUCAAUUAUACUGCACAUGUUUUAAGGAAAAGUAACUUAAUUGGGUUUUUCAGGCAGUUGAUAUUUGACCUAAGCUUUUUUUUUUUUUUUUUUUUUUUCCAGUUAACGCUAAGAAAAGAUUUGGGGAAGGUUAUAAUAAAAGUAUUUUGUGGUGACCAUAAGAAUGUCCCUCCCCAAACAAGUAAACUUGUGAAAGUUUAAUUUGGAGUUAGUGGAAGCUGUUCCUUUGAAAGCCAAGAUAUUAUUUAAGUUGUAAAGCCAGCUAAUAAAAUGCCUUAGUUUGAGCAUAAUACAAA
Messenger RNA from Gorilla gorilla gorilla (western lowland gorilla), 3283 nucleotides. It is a transcript of the gene HBS1L, whose product is annotated as HBS1 like translational GTPase. Bases 571 to 2625 code for a protein of 684 amino acids. The transcript is spliced from 18 exons. Lineage: Eukaryota; Metazoa; Chordata; Mammalia; Primates; Hominidae. The record is from RefSeq and is a predicted model, not a curated record. Gene Ontology annotation, molecular function: GTPase activity; GTP binding.